Molecule: messenger RNA, 3172 nt
Organism: Limulus polyphemus (Atlantic horseshoe crab)
Lineage: Eukaryota; Metazoa; Arthropoda; Merostomata; Xiphosura; Limulidae
Product: anillin-like
Exons: 16
Coding region: 19-2514 (831 amino acids)
Biological process (GO): mitotic cytokinesis; actomyosin contractile ring assembly; septin ring organization
Cellular component (GO): actomyosin contractile ring
Source: RefSeq, a predicted model, not a curated record
GUUUCUGAUGAUGGGAAAAUGUUUGAAGGCAAAUCUUCAACUUCAUUGAAAAGUUCUGCUUCCAUUGCACAUUCAAAAAGCUGGAAAACAGUAAGAAAAGAAGAACAAAGCAAUAAGAAUGACAAAACUAGAGGUUCUUCUUCUUCAUCAGACUUUCCUAAACCUCUUUCAACAUACUCCCAGCUGUCACAGCAGCUACAAGAGAAUGUUGAUCCAGCUAAUCUCCCUCUGGCAGCACGGCGUGCAUUAUUUGAGAAGGCUAUGUAUGAUGACAAUGGUAAAGUUCAACAAGAGCACAGAAUUCCAGAAACAUGCACUGUGGCUGUUAAGGCUGCAAUGUUUGAUAAGAGUAAUAUCAAAACUGGACAACUAGUUGCAACUUCUAACUCAGUAACUUACACUGCACAGAGUGAACAGGUCAGCCAACCAUUACGACAGGAUACUUGUGUUGUGACCUCAACUAAAACAGCAGGUGAAGCUUCUUCAUCAAGUGCAACUGCUUCUAUCAGCAGAACAAAUAGCAGAUACGUCCAAGAACAGUUUUUGCAGAAUGACCAAAAAGACUGGAGUGGUAAUGGAAUUUCUGCCAAGACCAAAGAUGAAAGACGAUGUGAGAUGACUGCGUUAUUGAAUCGAUGGGAAAAGGCUUCCUCCUCCUCCAGUUGUCCUGAAACUGUAAGGAGUGAUUAUUCUAAUAGGAUAACUGACAUCAGCAGACCUGAAGUCAUGUUGAAUGUGUUUUCUGACCUUGUGAAUGAAGAUCCAGAAGAUUUAAAAACUUCAGAGGGUAAGAAUAGUGAAAACAUUGACAGAGGAAUAGAGUCUGAAAAUGAUCCUGGUCUUGACACUAGCUCAAAGAGGUUUCAUGAACCAGAAAAUAGUGUAUGUGAAAAGAUGAAUCAAGAUGAUGAUGAUGAAGCAAAUUUUAUGAUAGAAGCUGCUGCUGUGUGUGCUGAAAUUGAUGAGAUGUUAGAUGAAGCUUUGGAUCAAGAUGAGGAAGAAGAAAAUGAAUUCGGAACUUUUGAUACAAGUACAUCUGCCAGAUCUCUUGAAGUGUUAGACAAUAAAAUGAUGGAUUUAUCUUCUUACAAGACACAAACCUCACAACACAAACUUGAGGCACCCGUAUCUAAAUCAGUAUAUGAUAAUGGCAGUGAAGUUCCUUUGCUUCAUACGAUUAGCUUCUACCGGAAACAGACAAAGCAAGAACAGUGGACAACUCCAAUUCAUACUGUCGUCAAGAAAGAGCAAGUAUCCAGCCCUCCCUCUCCAGAGAAGGUUGAUGCCUCAUUAAUUGUCAAAGAAAAAAUUAAGGUUUUACAAGAAGAAAUUUGUGCCCAACAAAUGAUAGUGAAUCAAGCCAGUCAAGCCCUAAACCUUUGCCACAGCAACGCUGAAUUUCAUGGAUCGACUGAACAAGUUGAAGGAGAACGACUCCUGCUUAUAGCAUCUCAUAAAAAACAGGCAUUUGCCAACGAAAUCCAGAAGUUGAAGACUGAAGGAGCUCUAGGUAGAAAGUCAGAAUCACACGGGAGAGGUACUUUAAUAAUUAGUGAUGUUAGGCUUCCAUUAAAACAGGAAUUUGUUGCUACUCGAGUAGAAGGGAAGAAGGACAAUGCUGUACAUUAUUUUCUGUGUCUUAUUCGCCACAAUGCUGAUGUAAUUUCUACACAAAUGCUGUCUACAGAAGAUGGAAUCACAGCUGGAACAUUCAGUUUUGCAAACCACUUCACUAUACAGAACCUGAGUGAUGACUUUAUCGUUAACUUUGAAGUUUAUGCUCUGCAAACCCAAAAACAAGUGCUUUCCCAUGAUAGGAAAUACCAUAUUAAAAAGGAGCAUAGCAAAAUGAGGUUGACUCCUAAAGGCAGAAAAACAGAGACUAAGCCACUUACUUCACCAGCCAUCUUUAGUCCUGGAGAACCAAAUGCAGUAAGAACAUCUAAUUUUGUUCUUGUGGGGUUUCUGAAACUUAAGUUAGAUAAUUGUGGUCACAAAGCCUACUCACUUGAAAAAGUUCCAUGCAGGUCACUCAUACAAGGAACUGUAAUGAUGAAAGUUCAGCUUCAUGCAGAACAUCAUAUAGAGGAGAGAGGGUUUUUGACAAUGUUUCAAGAUGUGAGUGGUUUUGGAGCUUGGCAUCGUUGUUGGUAUGUGUUACAGGGCAACUACAUGGCCUAUUGGAAGUAUCCUGAUGAUGAAAAAAUAAAGGAACCUGUUGGAUCUCUUGAUCUGAGGCACUGUGUCACACCCCAUGUAGGGCUUGUUUCUCGAGAUAUUUGUGCUAGACCUCACACCUUUCAACUUGUAAUUGUUAGGCCUCACGAGAAAGGUGAUCGUGACACUUUAAUAUCUCGCAUUCACAAAACUAUCACAUCCACAAAACAUCUCCUAUCGGCUGAUACAAAGGAAGAACGUAUUCUAUGGUGUACAAGGUUAAAUGAGGCACUUAAUAGCAUCAGGAGGUGGGAUCCACAGGCUCUACAGCCCACAGAUUUUUGUCAUGUGAAAUAAAAGAUCAUAUUAGUACUUUAAUGGGUAAUGGUGAAAGUAUAAGUAGUGGUCUGUAUUUACCUAAUUACUAAGGUUUUCUCGUAUAUGAGAAUAUAUAAUGCAUAAUUUGGAUAAAUUCUAUAUAAAUUAAAAAAAUAACCAUUCAUUUAUAAUAUAUGUAUAUUAGUAACAAAAAAAGUGAUAUUUCUAUCUCAAUUAUAAAACUUUUAAGAUACUUUCAAAACUGAGCUUGCUUGUACAUUUUGAAGUUUGUAGCAUAAAUGUAAUUAUAUCAAUAGUUACUCUGUUUUGUCAAGGUAAGAGCAUCUGUGUAAGAAAUAAAUAAUGAAGUGUUGAAAAAUAUGGUAGAAAAAGAAAGACACAGAACAAGAGUCUUUGCACACAAUAAAGCAGAAAACUAGUUAAUAUUUUCUGUAGUUAUUUGUAUGUUUUUAUUUGUGGAGAUGACUGCUGUUUUCAACAUAUGUACAGUGGUUAAACAGUUGUAUUUGUGAUGUAAAGAACGAAAAGCUUCAAAAGUUUUAAAGUUUGGUUUAAACUCUUUUUGUUUCAACAGUACUAAUUUGUAUCAUUAGGAUGUUUAACCAGGAUCUAAAUGUGUGUGUAUGUCCAUUUUUGUAAAUCUAUGUACAAAAUAAAUUUCUUACUUGUAUUUUAA